UAAGACUGGUUCGAAAUCCUUCAUUAGCAUAAACGCCCUAUAAGUAGGAGAAGUCCGUUUCCAAUCCACACUGAGCUUCCGGUGUUUGGAGAUCAGAAGAUGCCUGAGCCUGCGAAAUCUGCUCCCGCCCCGAAGAAGGGGUCCAAGAAGGCAGUCACCAAGGCGCAGAAGAAGGAUGGCAAGAAGCGCAAGCGCAGCCGCAAGGAGAGCUACUCGGUGUACGUGUACAAGGUGCUGAAGCAAGUGCACCCGGAUACCGGCAUCUCUUCCAAGGCCAUGGGCAUCAUGAACUCAUUCGUGAACGACAUCUUCGAGCGCAUCGCGGGCGAGGCGUCGCGCUUGGCGCAUUACAACAAGCGCUCGACCAUCACGUCCCGGGAGAUCCAGACGGCGGUGCGCCUGCUGCUGCCCGGUGAAUUGGCCAAGCACGCUGUGUCCGAGGGCACCAAGGCGGUCACCAAGUACACCAGCUCCAAGUAAUCGUGCCAAGUAAGCUUCUAUUUGGAAUUCCAAAGGC
Molecule: messenger RNA, 517 nt
Organism: Rattus rattus (black rat)
Lineage: Eukaryota; Metazoa; Chordata; Mammalia; Rodentia; Muridae
Product: histone H2B type 1-C/E/F/G/I
Exons: 1
Coding region: 100-480 (126 amino acids)
Cellular component (GO): nucleosome
Molecular function (GO): protein heterodimerization activity; structural constituent of chromatin; DNA binding
Source: RefSeq, a predicted model, not a curated record